This is a messenger RNA of Orcinus orca (killer whale), 3675 nucleotides long. RefSeq names its product ring finger and FYVE like domain containing E3 ubiquitin protein ligase (gene RFFL). The record is from RefSeq and is a predicted model, not a curated record. Gene Ontology annotation, cellular component: cytoplasm; plasma membrane. Lineage: Eukaryota; Metazoa; Chordata; Mammalia; Artiodactyla; Delphinidae. The transcript is spliced from 7 exons. Gene Ontology annotation, biological process: protein K48-linked ubiquitination; negative regulation of extrinsic apoptotic signaling pathway via death domain receptors; proteasome-mediated ubiquitin-dependent protein catabolic process. The coding region runs from base 241 to 1311 and encodes 356 amino acids. Gene Ontology annotation, molecular function: ubiquitin protein ligase activity.
AGCACAGGCUCCAGACGCGCAGGCUCAGCGGCCAUGGCUCACGGGCCCAGCCGCUCUGCAGCAUGUGGGAUCCUCCCAGACGGGGGCACGAACUCGUGUCCCCUGCAUCGGCAGGCGGACUCUCAACCACUGCGCCACCAGAGAAGCCCAAGAAUGGUGUUUAAAGCCACCUGACUGGGGUCUCCUCGAGAGAGAGAGAGUGUGGAUGGAGAGGACGUGGAAGACAGCCUAGAUUUUAUCAUGUGGGCAACCUGCUGCAACUGGUUCUGCCUGGAUGGACAGCCUGAGGAGGCCCCACCACCCCAGGGAGCCAGGACGCAGGCCUAUUCCAACCCUGGGUACAGCUCCUUCCCUUCCCCCACGGGCUCGGAACCAAACUGCAAGGCCUGCGGGGCCCACUUCGCAAGCAUGACCAGGAAGCAGACCUGCUUGGACUGUAAGAAGAAUUUCUGCGUGGCCUGUUCGAGCCAAGUGGGGAGCGGGCCCCGCCUCUGCCUUCUCUGCCAGCGUUUCCGAGCCACAGCCUUUCAGCGGGAGGAGCUCAUGAAGAUGAAGGUGAAGGACCUGAGGGACUAUCUCAGCCUCCAUGACAUCUCUACCGACAUGUGCCGGGAGAAAGAGGAGCUGGUGUUCUUGGUGCUUGGCCAGCAGCCUGUAAUCUCCCAGGAGGGCAGGACUCAUGCCCCCAGCCUGUCCCCGGACUCCCCCGAGCAGCAGGCCUUCCUGACCCAGCCUCACACCAGCACGAUACCUCCUACCUCACCCGGCCUCCCUUCUUCACCCCCAGCCCAGGCUCGGGACCGGCAGCAGGCCAAUGGCCAUGUGUCUCAGGACCAAGAGGAACCCGUCUACCUGGAGAGCACAGCCAGAGCACCUGCUGAGGAUGAGACGCAGUCUGUUGACUCAGAGGACAGCUUCGUCCCAGGCCGGAGGGCCUCUCUGUCUGACCUGACCGACCUGGAGGACAUUGAAGGUCUAACCGUGCGGCAGCUCAAAGAGAUCCUGGCUCGCAACUUCGUCAACUACAAGGGCUGCUGUGAGAAGUGGGAGCUGAUGGAGAGGGUGACGCGGCUGUACAAGGAUCAGAAGGGGCUACAGCACCUGGCGUGUGGUGCUGAAGACCAAAACGGGGGAGCAGUGCCAUCCAGCCUGGAGGAGAACCUGUGUCGGAUCUGCAUGGACUCGCCCAUUGACUGUGUUCUGCUGGAGUGCGGCCACAUGGUCACCUGUACCAAGUGUGGCAAGCGCAUGAACGAGUGUCCCAUCUGCCGGCAGUACGUGAUCCGAGCCGUGCACGUCUUCCGAUCCUGAGGGCUUGUACCAGCUUCUUCAGUGCCUUACAGGGACAUAGCUCGAGGUGUCUGGGCCCACAGUUGGCCAGCUUGCAGGGGGGCAGCCUAACAAGAAAAUCUGCAGUGUUCCCAAGACCAGGGCAAGCAAGAUGCUGUGUCACCUCUGGGCAUGCACAGAUCGCACAGGCAAGUCCCUGUUUCAGCGAUCUUGGGGUGAUGAUGGUAACUAAUGAAGAGAGGACUUUCUGGAAUUUGGACCGUAUCUUCCUCCCUUCCUCUGAGAACCUAAACAGUUUCACCCUUCCUCCUGUAGCCCACCCAUCCCCCUGAACUGCGUGUCUCUGUUCCACCCAUCGGAAGUCCUGGUAGAAAUGGCUCUCUUCUUCCCCAGCACAUCUGGAUUCAUUUCUGGUCCCUCUGGCUUUCUGUGCUUUAACCGACCUUUGCUAAAGUCUCUUGCUACAUUACCUAAAAUCCAUGUGUUUCUUCAGACCAAAAAGAUGUUAGCUUCCCAGACCAAUAGUGAUCCUCCUUAGGACAGAAUUUGGCGCAGUAAACUCAUUUCUGGCGAGAAAUGAAACACAAAUGCUAUGGAAAAAAUUUGAAGUCAUUAAGAGUUGCUUCCUUAAGUGCUGGGAUUGGAAGCUAUCAGUCUCUUGACCUGACCUUGGCAGUCAACAAAGCAUCUGGCUUUCAAACUGCUGGGAAAUUCCAGUCUCUGUGCGUGAGAUGGUGCGUGGAUCAUCUCUGCUGCUUCUCUUGGGGCCUGACUUUGUGCCAUCCUUAAUUUUAGUUUAUGAGAAAAGGGAAAGCAUUGGGUGGAAGCAAUGGCUUUCUGCUUGGCUUUGCCUUGUCCAGCAGCCAGCCUUAAACCACUUUCCCCUGAGCGUGAGAUCCCUCUUUCCCAUGGAGGUUUUAAACAUGGUCUCACUGAAGGAACAGAGGGAGAGAGCCUCACGCUUCUCUAGCUAGACUUCUCAUGAAGCUCCCAGAGACUGAGCAUGUGAGACAGAGCACCUAAGAGGUAUCAGAACGUACUGAACGAGGCUGGAUUCAGCCCUUGAGCAGACAGCUGGAAGUCUUAGUUCCCCAGGUUGGUGGGGACUCCCUACUCCCAUUUCCUUUCUCAACCUGCUGAUUUAGGGGCAGGUCAGGAAGAAGCAUUCUCUAGGCCCUUUAGGAAGGGCCGUGCAACGAACAGGUGAUGUUCUCGAGCCCUCUUAGUGUCUUUUCACCACUGGAAGAGCUUAAGUUUGCCGGAGAAGCUUAACCAAGCACAAACGUACGUACUGUGUACUAUCAGAAGAGCGGUGUGUGCUGCCGUCACUACUGGGCGAGCUAUGCAAACCCUUGAACACCCGAAGGCCUUGGCAGUCCCCCCACCCCCACCCCAUGCAGCCAAGAUCUCUCAGACUGGAAGAACCAGUCAUGACUUUGAAAGCAGUGGGAAACCUCUAAGAGGACCUGUUUAUUGGUACAGACAUGUUUAAUGCUUUCUGUCAACCACUAAUCUCUUUUGGGGGAGUGAAAUAAUUUUAAAGUGGUUGUCAGCUGAACACUGGACCACUUACCUUGACAUUAUACUGGGUGAUUUGAUUCUGAGCUACAGCCUUUGUAGGAACUGGGGGAGUCAAGAAAUUUCCCUAUAAAGACAUCGUCUUUCAUCUUUCUGCUGGACAGUAAAUACUACAGUUUACAGUGCCUACCAGUUUAACAAAGGAUUCAGCUACUCCUCAAUUCCACUGUGAAACAGGUCUACAUGUAUGCAGCUCAGUUACAACCUAGCAAUAACUUCAGGGCAGAAGCUGGCUGUCUCCCUACUUAAAACUUGCUUUCUCUGCUGAGGCCUUACCUCUCCCUACCUCCCAACUUCCCUCUUAGACAUGAGUUAAUAAUAUCCUGAUGGUUGGUCUGUAACCUCAGUAAGAAUUAGAACUGAUGUCAUUUACUCAUUUUGGAGAAAGAACUUGCCUUGAAGUCUUCUAACCUCUUUUGGUGGUUUCCAUUUACGAAAAAAAGGUGGCAAACACCUCCCCCCACUUUUUUGGUAUCUUCUUUAUUCCUACACCAAGUAAAAGUUGGGAAUUCUAAGAUCCCAUUUCAGUUACUAUCUAACCUAGGUAGAAAACUUGACUUUUAUCCUUGAAUAUUCUCUCCUGCUCCUCAUAGGUCCUUGGUCUUAAUUUUCAUGGAAACAUCUAAUUCUUCCAUUAUUCCAUGGCUUUUGCUGUGACUGUUCUGAGGUUUCAGUUGAGACUUGUUUUAAAAGACAUGGACAGCUGACUGGUUCAUAAUACAUUGGAAUAGCUGGAUCCAAACUAGUAAGAAUAAGCUGUACAGGAAUUAGUGCUCAAUAUAAAAUGUAUAAAUUUGUUGAAAUCUU